AUGGUUUCAGAUGAUUAUUUACAACGUACGUAUAACGGCGAAGAAAAGAUAUUUAGAGGAGAUUUGAGAGCAGAUGAAAAAGGAAUUGAUUUAAUCGACUAUGACAACCCAGAUAGUCAAGACUAUCAACGUUUCGUCUUGAACUACACACAUUUAAUAAGAAACAUAAUAAACAGUAGUCCGAUACAGAAAAAAUUCAUUGACGCCGAAAUCAUUUCUCUCGAACCCGAUGAAGGCAACUUGAAAGUGAACUUCUGGUUGAGAUUUGAACCAGUCAGAUGGACAGCGUCUGUUACAGUGGAAGAAAUAUUAUCAGCAUUUCGUCGUUUAUACCCUUCGACGAAAAUCGUCCCCGGGAGUUUGCACAUCAAACACAUUACCAACAAUGCUUUGUUAUCUACAAAACCAUCGACAAUGGCACCAGAAAUAUCAACCACUGAAUUCCAUCCAACUAUACCGCCCCCUAGACGAUGCACGCCAGUAAGACUGAAUUUGUGUAAAUCUGUUUUGGAGUAUAAUUUGACGAGUUAUCCUAAUCAGUUUGGACAUAAAAAUUUGGAUGAAAUUCACGACGAUUUGAUUGCAUUCAGGUUAGUUAUACCCUUAGUUACAACUGCAUUAYUGAUCUCGUCAACUGGCAGGUCUGUAGACCAAAUGCUGCCAUUGGCCACUAUCGACUCGUAUCCGACUGAAGGUUUCGUGUUUUUCGUCGAACAAGGAAUGUCGGGCAAGUUGUGUGCAGCUAAUUUUCAAACGGACAUUCCAAACGAAAAGAUGUCCGUAGCGCUCCAAACAAUCGCAACGUCACUCUGUCGUACGUUAAACUACCGCAAUCUGACAAGUGUCGAAAUUGUCGACGAUGAAGACUUGCAAACAACGACUUCCGGUUCUUCUGCACGAUAUGCGCACGUCGUGGAUCCAUUCGCCAGCGAGAUAACUUUUAACCUGGGCACGUGUCCCAGUAGAAAAGUUCUGCGAGUCGCGUGCAACGACGCAGUUUGCGGAAUACAGACAAACAGGAGACAGAAACACGGUAUCGAUGGUUUGAACAAAAUGGCUUCCCACGGGGACUGGCCGUGGCACGCAGUUCUCUACAAAAGUGGAACUCAUGUUUGCGACGGUAGUCUCAUAUCUUCCGAAUGGUUACUCACCAGUGCUUCGUGCUUCCAAGGGCAAAGCAAAGCCGAAUGGGUGGCGCGCUUAGGAGCGGUGAGGUUGAACGCCGUGUCGCCUUGGCAACAAGAACGGCAUAUUGUCGGAAUGGUCAAGUCACCCGUGGAAGGAAGCACGUUGGUUUUGGUCAAAUUAAGUUCACCGGUCACGUAUUCCGAUCACAUUCGGCCGGUGUGCCUGAACGACGAGCAGACGAGCGAUGUCCCGUAUCUACACUGCCAGACGUUGGGAUGGGCGAAAAACCGAGACAGCCUUCAGCGGAUCGAGGUUAAAGAAAGUUCGAUGGACAGCUGUACCAACAUCAGCAUCACGACGGUGAAUGGGCUGUGCUACGAUUCGAUAUACGACCAUAACGAUUGUACAGAAGAGGAAUUUGCUGGAAGUCCAAUGAUGUGCCUAUCGGCUAAUAAGAAGAGCUGGGUAUUGGUGGGUGUCACUAACUGGCGCAUUGCAUGUUCAGCAGACGGCAUGAUGAGACCAAGGCUUUACGAUCGAGUCAAGUCGAACCACAAAUGGAUAAAUACGGUUCUAAAGGACGGUUAAGCGUUAUAUUAUUACAUUUUUUUUUCGUUAUAUUUAUGUACGUCAAUUGUGAUUUGUUUUAAUUUAUUAUUG
Messenger RNA from Diuraphis noxia (Russian wheat aphid), 1788 nucleotides. Its product is annotated as atrial natriuretic peptide-converting enzyme-like. The record is from RefSeq and is a predicted model, not a curated record. Gene Ontology annotation, biological process: proteolysis. Lineage: Eukaryota; Metazoa; Arthropoda; Insecta; Hemiptera; Aphididae. Gene Ontology annotation, molecular function: protein binding; serine-type endopeptidase activity.